This is a messenger RNA of Callorhinchus milii (elephant shark), 2349 nucleotides long. Its product is annotated as ras-GEF domain-containing family member 1C. The record is from RefSeq and is a predicted model, not a curated record. Gene Ontology annotation, biological process: positive regulation of GTPase activity; Ras protein signal transduction. Gene Ontology annotation, cellular component: plasma membrane. Gene Ontology annotation, molecular function: guanyl-nucleotide exchange factor activity. Lineage: Eukaryota; Metazoa; Chordata; Chondrichthyes; Chimaeriformes; Callorhinchidae.
AAGUAAAUUAUAACCUUGAAAGACAGUGAGACGACUGCUAAUUAUAAUGGAUCUCGGCGCCUGGGAGAAGGAAGGCAUGCCACAAACACUAACUUCUCCAAAUAUGUUUAACACCACUGGCUUCAGCCAUCAUCUUCAUCCAGCCAAAGAGGUCGACCAUGGAGGGCUAUUAUUUCAGGAUGGUAACCUUAUCUCCGCAUCUUUAGAAGCUUUAAUCCAGCAUCUCAUUCCUACAGUUGAUUAUUACCCUGAAAAAGCCUAUAUAUUUACAUUCUUACUGAGUUCAAGACUCUUCAUGGAACCUCACGAGCUUCUAUCAAAAGUAUGUCACAUGUGCAUUGAGCAGCAGCGUCUCGAUGAACCAGUACUUGACAAGGUGCGAAUUAGAAAAUUUGGACCUAAAAUAAUACAGUUGUUGACAGAAUGGACAGAAACAUUCCCUUAUGACUUCCGGGAUGAAAGAAUGAUUGGACAUCUAAAGGAUAUGAUCCAUAGGAUAGCUCCGUGCGAUGAGAGUUAUUGGAAGAAGAUGAAUCAGCGCUUGCAGAACCUGAACCAAAAGUUGGCAACUCUAAAUCAGAGCGAAGACAGCACGGUCAAAGUCAACGCUGGCGUCUCCGACAAACUGGUGAUCAUCAAAACAAAGCCUCCUUCUAUUCAAAGAGACGCACUGAGCAUCUGUAACGAUCCGUAUACACUCGCCCAACAGCUAACUCACGUAGAACUGGAACGAUUGAGUCUUAUUGGUCCCGAAGAGUUUGUACAAGCAUUUGUACACAAGGAUAACACCAAGUCUUGCUUCAGUGAUCAGAAGAAAACCCACCAUCUCGAAGCUUAUGUCAAGUGGUUCAACAGACUCUGCUAUUUAGUAGCUACUGAAAUAUGCAUGCCUGCAAAGAAGAAACACAGAGCACAAGUAAUAGAAUUUUUUAUUGACGUUGCUCGAGAGUGUUUUAAUAUUGGCAACUUUAAUUCCUUGAUGGCGAUUAUAUCUGGUAUGAACAUGAGUCCUGUUUCCCGGCUGAAGAAAACUUGGGGAAAAGUUAAAACGGCUAAAUUUUUUGUUCUUGAGCAUCAAAUGGAUCCUACAGGUAACUUCUACAACUACAGGACAGCUCUGCGAGGUGCUGCUCACCGAUCCCUAACUGCGCACAGUAACCGUGAAAAGAUUGUGAUUCCCUUCUUCAGCCUACUGAUCAAAGACAUUUAUUUUUUAAAUGAAGGAUGUGCAAACCGUCUUCCGAGGCAUGUGAAUUUUGAGAAAUUUUUGGAACUGGCCAGACAAGUCGGAGAAUUUAUGACAUGGAAACAAGUCGAAUGUCCUUUUGAAGAGGAUCGAAACAUUCUCCAUUAUCUUCACACAGCGCCAGUGUUUUCAGAAGAUGGUUUAUAUUUGGCUUCGUAUGAAAGUGAGAGUCCAGAAAAUCAGCUUGAAAAAGACAGAUGGAAAACUCUCAGGUCAACACUGUUAGGAAAGACCUGAGCGCAUGUGAUCGAAUCCGACCAGUAACAUAGCCUUGCACUGUUGACUUUAGACACCCAGCACGGGUCUAGGUUUUGUUAUGAACUUUGAUGAGCAGGAUUCAUCAUCAGAAAGCAAAAUGUAUUUCCUCACACCCACCAUUGGACCACUGGACAAGGAAUACUCUGCACAAAGCCGUAUUUAAGUUGUACAUAUUCUAUUUGCAGAAGACUGGAAAAUCCCAAGGUUAUUUCGGUCGCCGCAUGAUUUUCGUGACUGAAUUUAAGACAAGCGUUUCUGUCGAGCAUUGGACUGAACCUCUCAAUGAAUUCUGGACUCCCAGUGAACUCUGAACUCAAGACUGAGAAUGAUAGAUUUCUUGUGGAUAAAGGGAUUAAGGGAUAUGGGGAUAAGGCGAGCGGGUGGAGUUAGAAUAGAUCAGCCAUGAUCUUAUUGAAUGGCGGGGCAGGCUAGAGGGGCUGAAUGGCCAACUAACUCCUGCUCCUAAUUCUUAUGUUCUAUGUUCUUAUGGACGAAUGUACCCAUUAAAAUGACUCCACUUUUUAUAGUCUGAGCACUGGAUUGCUCGUGUUUAAAAUUCACCUCGGGGUGGAUUCAAACCUAUUCAAAGUUAAACUCAAGAAAGCAGAGCCUUUGCUUUGCAGUCUCCUGUCUCCACUGAAACUGAUAGCUGCCACGUGCAGGAAGGUUCUAUUAGACUGAUAUUCAGCUGUGUACUUGACUCCGGUAAUUCUACAUCGUGCAUAUUUUGUGUUGUAAUAUUUUAUUCAGUGGGCACAGCACACAAACUGUCCAUUCACGUGCAUGUGAAAUAUCUCAAUCUCAAUCCACGACUGUUUGUGGGACACUGCCGUGCGCAAUUGGUU